Trichobilharzia szidati is the source of this 348-nucleotide messenger RNA. Lineage: Eukaryota; Metazoa; Platyhelminthes; Trematoda; Strigeidida; Schistosomatidae. The record is from the annotation of a GenBank genome assembly.
AUGGAUAAACACGACAAAGAGGAAUUGGUUCAAAUGUUCAAAGAGCUGGAUAAAAAUAAAGAUGGAUACGUGACCUUUAAAGAACUCAAAGAAGGUUUCGGAUUAUCCCCCGAUUAUGAGGAAUUUUUAAAGGAAUUAAUGAAAUUAAUGGAUUUAAAUCAAGAUGGAAAGGUUUCACUGGAUGAAUUCAUCAAAACUAUUGAUGCCAUACUUCAAUAAAAUUUGGUGGUUCUUUAAAACUGUCACCGAUAACUGCAUUACAAUACCUAACAUGACAGGAAUAACAAACAAUAAUUGCCUUCAAUUUUUUCUUAAUAAUAACAUUAAUAAUUUUAACACUAUGCGAAA